Prunus armeniaca (apricot) is the source of this 777-nucleotide messenger RNA. Lineage: Eukaryota; Viridiplantae; Streptophyta; Magnoliopsida; Rosales; Rosaceae. The record is from the annotation of a GenBank genome assembly.
AUGUUGGCACUGCCGCUGAGAUUAGGCGUGCAUUGGCCUGCGGUGCAAAAACCUCUAAUAUCAACUUCAACACGGUGGUUCGUUUUCCCCUAUCCGCGAAACGUUUCGCUGAAUGGCAAUAGCCCCAGAGACCACUUUGACCAAAACGUUUCGAGGAUCCCUGCGAAUUCAACAUCUCUCACUGGCAAGACCAAUGAUUUCGUUUCCGUUUCUCUCCCCAAAGACUCUCCUCUGUUUGGAUUGGAGGAUUUACUGGUGAGCUUUAUCUUGGGCAAGAAGAGGGCCACAGAAGUUUCUCACUUGGUUUGGAAAAGUGUUGUCCAAAAAGGAGAUACAGUCAUUGAUGCCACUUGUGGCAAUGGUCAUGAUACCUUAGCAAUGCUCAAGAUGGUUGCUGAUGAAUCGUGUAAGGGUUCUGUUUACGGGCUGGAUGUUCAGGAAGCUGCUUUACAGAAAACUUCUUCUUUGCUGGAAGAGUCGGUCAGUCCAAGUGAGAAAGAACUUAUUAAGCUCUUUUCCAAAUGCCACAGUAAAAUGGAUGAAGUUCUUCCAAAAGAUACAUCUGUUAGGCUUGUCGCUUUCAAUCUUGGCUAUCUUCCUGGGGGUGACAAAACAAUUAUCACACAGUCAGAAACAACACUGAAGGCAUUGGAAGCUGCAAAAAGUAUCGUGGUGCCUGGAGGUCUUAUCAGUUUAGUGGUUUAUGUGGGGCAUCCAGGUGGAUGGUUGAGCAAAACUUAUAACAAUGGCUUGAGUAAUUUUCGUUUAAGAUACUAG